Molecule: messenger RNA, 7704 nt
Organism: Suillus discolor
Lineage: Eukaryota; Fungi; Basidiomycota; Agaricomycetes; Boletales; Suillaceae
Exons: 15
Coding region: 315-7688 (2457 amino acids)
Biological process (GO): secondary metabolite biosynthetic process; amino acid activation for nonribosomal peptide biosynthetic process
Cellular component (GO): cytoplasm
Molecular function (GO): phosphopantetheine binding; catalytic activity
Source: RefSeq, a predicted model, not a curated record
GUGGGAGUCCAAGGGAACCUAUCAUCGACUGUCCAUUUGAUACAAACUUGGGGGUACGCAACGUUUUAUCGCAAUCCUAUGAUCAUCUGUCGCCUUGAUGAGUCACCGGUAUCGGCCCACUAUCCUAUUCUUACAUCCCCCGCAUCUUCGUUAUCGCGAGGUUCACAAUACAAGCUGUCGUAUAUACCUCAAAGGUUAGCAUUGUAAUACCAGGCUUUAACACCGUCUAUUCAUUUGUGAACUUCGAGCUGCUUGCUAAAUAGUAGACGUUCAUAACUUCAUUCUCACUCAUUCACUACCGCUUAGACUAAGACAUGGACUUGGAUGUGCACGCGCUUCUAUCAGGUUACCAGCAUCUCGCGUUUCCCGACCUUUCUGAUAGCCGCGUUCAUGAUCGUUCUACUACCUACCUCAAGUCAGCAUCUCUCGACUUGAUGGCUUUCCAGGAGUGCGGUAUAGACAUACCAGGAUCCGCUGCCCUACUCCUUGCCUCGUUUUGUAACAUAUUGGGCUUGUACUGUGCAUCCUCGGACAUCUUGGUCGGGAUUCUAUCAGCAGGCACAAUUCUCCCCUGUCGUUUCUGUUGGAGUGCCGAAACGGUUUGGGGAGAUCUAGUGGAUGAGGCUCGUCAUUCACUGGAUAGAAUCGCGGGUCCAAAUAUCACAGAGUCUGAGUUGAAGACUGAGCUCGGCUUGAAUGAGGACCAAUCACCGUUUACUGCUCUCUUCGUCCUUGAUGACUCUCGACCAGAGAACGCAUACAUCCCCGACGACCUUCUUGGAUCUCCUUUGCUUUUGUUCAAUCCUUCGGCAGCUUUGUUGUCUGUCUGGACAUCAUCGCACCUUGUACACCCUGCCGUAGCCGAUCAAUUACUUUCCCAGAUUGUGGUUUCGUCGGUGCACGCAGCUCAAAAUCCCAUCUCAAAGAUCUCGUCACCUCCUUCCUACCCGGCUAAUGUUGCGUCUGCUGUCCAGUGUCUUUCCUCUGAGGCUCGUGCGUCCGUUUACCAACAUAUCCGUCCUGUUACUAUUGCCACAGACUUCAUCCUCCCAUACGUCCAAGUCGAUCCCAAUGCCCUAGCAGUGUGUUGGUACCCUACUUUGGCAGCAGGACCUAGAGACAACCUCGUUCCCGAAACAUUGUCUUAUGGCGAUCUCCAUGUCCAAGCCAACAAACUAGGUCGAUACCUCAUAUCUCAGCAGUUGAAGCCCGAGGACAGGGUUGCUGUGUGCAUGGAUCGCAACACGCUGUUUCACAUAGUCUUGUUUGGAAUUUUGCGUGCCGGAGGUUGUUAUGUUCCGAUUGAUCCCGAGCUUCCGGACGAAAGGAAGUCAUACAUCGCAAAGGACUCGGGUGCUAGAUUUGUCAUUUUGGAGUCUCAUAGGCACUCUCCUGAGAUAUAUGGGGGCAAUGUCCUCGAUCUUGACGAUGAUCAUAUUUCGCGAGACAUACAGGCAAUGACUACAGCCGAUAUAGAUGUCGCACUUCCAAACAAUCUGGCGUAUAUGCUCUACACAUCUGGCACCACUGGCACUCCAAAAGGCUGUCUUCUCACCCAUGAAGGUCUUGCUGAAGCGAUACUAGCGUUAAGCUCCUUCUCCGCUGCUGUCCAUAUGGACAAUAUUCGGGAUGGAAGGUAUCUCGGCGUUGCCUCUGUUGCGUUUGAUGUACAUCUCUCAGAGACCCUUGUGUGCCUCUCUCUGGGCAUGUUGAUGAUUUCUGCGCCACGCGGAAUACUGCUGGAGAACCUUCCAUAUUAUAUCAGUCUUUUGGGCAUCACGCACGUUGGAAUCGUGCCCAGCCUGAUUGACGCGACCAUGGGCACUAUUCAAGAAGACGAAGCGAUGGGUGGCUCGAAGUUGCGAUUCAUCGGCAGUGGUGGAGAGAAAAUUAGCGACACAAUUCUAGAAAAGUGGGCGGAUCAUCCCAAAGUCAGACUUGCGAACUUCUACGGGCCCAGCGAGGUAACCAUAGGAUGUUGUGCUCGUUUUAUGGAUAGCAAUACACCCAAAGGCAACGUUGGACGAGCCUUCAGCAAUGUUGCGGCUUAUGUCGUUGAUCAACAUCUCGAUAUAUUGCCGCGGGGAGCUGUCGGAGAGCUCGUCGUUGGUGGCCCCCUUGUCGGGCGCGGUUACCAUGGACGUCCGGAUCUAACGGAUAAAGUAUUCAUUGAAUGGCCACAGAAAGGUUCUUGGGCAUAUCGCACAGGGGAUCUAGCGCGAAUGAUGCCUGAUGAUACAUUGGAAAUUAUUGGCAGAAUCGAUACUCAGAUCAAGCUACGCGGAGUGCGCAUCGAGGCGGAAGGGAUAUCCGCUGUGCUUCAGCGAGCUGCUCGGUCCUGCCUGCAGUUCAACAUUGAUGUUGGGACCAUUCUUGGGACCCAUCCGGAGAUUGGAGGUGGCAGCUCACCGCAGCUAGUCUCUUUCAUUUCCUGGGACACAGGUGUAUCAAUUACUACGAGACGGGGCGGUUCUAGGCCUGGACUAGUGAAGUCCGGAAGGGACCUGUUGCGCGUUUUGCGUGAUGCCUGUGAAAAGGAACUUGCCAGUUAUAUGCGUCCUGCCCAUAUAAUAGCCCUCAGUUGGCUUCCGCUCAGUGCUAACGGCAAAGCGGACAUCAAAGUCUUAGCUUCCAUCUUUUCAAGACUAGAUUUUAACGAACUGAUCGGACUUCAAGACCCUACUGGCCACGUUGACGACCCAGACAGCGAUAGCCCUGCUUCUGACCUCGAGGAACGGAUACUAGAGCUCUUGAGAGAAAGCUUUGCGAUUGCAAGUUCCGGUGGACCUGUCGGUGUGCACACUAGCUUAUUCGCGCUCGGAAUGGACUCAUUGUCACUUGCGCGGUUUGCAUCCAUACUCAGGAGGGCCUUCAAUAUCAAUAUCACAGUCGCAGAAAUCAUGAAGUCUCCCACCGUUCGGGGUCUGUCUACUCGAUUGGGAGAUAUCGUUGUUUCGCGACCAGGAGCAGAUGUACCGGAUAUCGACAACUUCUCGUCACUAUGGAUGCCAGAAAUUCGGAAGAAAAUGCCGCAUCUCAACAUAGAGCGUGUUCUUCCUUCUUAUCCUAUCCAAGAGGGUGUUCUGUUUCGUUCUGAGAGCGCGCCAACGAUGUGUGUGCAGCAUAUCGUGAUGCGAGUUCGAGAUGAUGUCUCUAUACCGCAAUUGCAUAGCGCCUGGGAGAAAGCAGUGGCAGAUAUCGAUAUUCUAAGGACUGUAUUUUUCUUUGGCAAGACCCUGGUCCAGGUGCUUUUGUCGCGUGCAACCUGUCACCUUCAUUGGGAGGAGUCUUCCGUUGCAGCGAGCGACGGUGAAACUUUUGCCAACCAUUUCUUUGAUGAAGAAGCCACGAGAGUUUCUGUGGAGAUCAACACCCUCAUCACUUCUGUACCGCCCGUUCGUCUUCGGCUCUACCACCAAUCCUACGGCACUUACAUUGUACUAUCCAUUCAUCACGCGUUGUUCGACGCUAUUUCUCUGCCUCGCAUACUGAAGUACGUCGAGGACGCAUAUCUUGACGGACCGCUUCAGAAUCUAACCCCUCCCAAUCAAAUAUUGGAACACACAACGUUUCGGGACCUGACUCCUGCUCGAGAGUAUUGGACGUCGAUUCUUCGUGAUUUUAACUGGUCUUACCGCAAUUUGAUGGAUGUGACCCAAUCAGCUUCUCCUAAACGGAUCUCCAUAACCCUUGAUACGCCGCUUUCAUACUUCCAACAAAUGCUUGCCCAUUGCCAAGUGACAUUGCAGGCCGCGUUGACUUGUACAUUUGCUUCGAUUCUCGCAAACCGUUUGUGCCUGUCCGACGACUUAAUCUUUGGGAUCAUUAGAUCGGGGAGGUUAGCACCUGUCGAGGGUAUGGGCGACGCCCUUAUCCCUCUGCUAUCUCUUGUCCCUAUGCGCGUCAACCUCAACAACCCUGAUUGUCUUCGUCAAGUCCAGGAUGACAUCAUUACUGCGAUUCCAUUCGAAAAUGUUCCUCUUGGGCAGGUGCAGAAAUGGGUUAGACCGGGUGCUGGUUUAUUCGACAUUCUUUUCUCGGUCAUGUACAAAGACGAGCCUGCGUACGAACUUUUUGAUGUCGUGCGGAGUGAAUUGCCUCAACCUGACUUCUUUCUGUCUGUGGAAGUCGUGGUGGAUGUCUCAACAGAUCAGCUCAUUCUUCAGGCAGCCUUCUAUGAUGACGGAUCCCAGGCUGCUGAUAUUGAGUCGAUGCUUCUUCAAUUUGAGUCUGAGGCUCGCGGUGUCGUGACUUCUGGAGUGCCCCAUGUCACUGUUCCACAAACGUCCCUAGUCAAUCGAGCGGAAUCCACACCACCAGUCAAUACCGCUAAUGGCACACACGAUUCUAAUGGGGAAAGGGGCAUCAGUGUAGCCCUCCACUCCGUGAGGAAGAUCAUAGCUGAGUUUUUGGGCGUUGAUCCCCAACGGCUGUGGUCGAGAACAUCAUUCAUUGCCCUGGGCCUCGAUUCUAUCAGGUCUGUAGGGCUUUCGCGAGCACUCAGGGAAGAAGGAUACCAUGUAACUGCAGCAGAACUUAUGAAGUCUGCAUGUCUGGCUGAACUAGAGUCCUUACCGAUGCUACUUCAAGAUGCUAGUCGUGCACAGUUGGAGUUGGAAGCCCGAAAUCUAUUUCAAGAACAAUGUCGUAUACUGGAGUCCCAUUUUGACGUCGCCACCUGUCGGUUUUCUGAUCGUGAUGAAGCCAGGAUACUUCCAACGACCGCUUUGCAGGCAGGCAUGUUAUCACAGACGGUUAUCUCCUCAGGCUUGCUCUAUAAUCAUGUAUUCAUGUUCAAGCUGGCAUCUUCCGUGGAGCACGCCCGUCUUCGGCAAGCUUGUCAAUCCAUUGUCACGAGCUUUGACAUCUUCAGGACAACAUUCCAUUACAUCGUCGACCUGGGGAAAUGGGCACAAGUUUCGCAUUCUGAUGCACCCAUGGUUUGGAUCGAGGUCCACCUGCACGCUGGAGAAUCUCUAGAUGCGAUGAUCAAAACUGUCACCGCAUCAACGACCGUAUCAGAGCAGGGAACGUUCAAGCCUUCAUUGGCUUUUUGUUUGGUCGAACAGCAGGAAGACGCGGGGACCAAGAACUAUUCCCUUGCAAUUGCCAUGCAUCAUGCUAUAUAUGAUGGUAUUUCCAUUGGAGCGCUGCUCGAAGAGUUGGAGCGGGCGUAUCAAGCCCAUUCUUCCACGAAAAUUCCCCAAUUCUAUGACGUGCUUCCUUUGAUACUACGGGAAGAACAUCAAAGCAUUCCCUUUUGGGUCCAACAUCUGCAAGAUUUUCGUCCUGUUCCACUACCUCGCGCGGAGUCUAGUACACAGCCUUCAUCGGUCGUCUAUUCUCGUCGAUUGAAGCUAGACCACAAUGUCCUGAAGACGGCUGCCAGUGGUGCGGGUGUUACUCUUCAGUGUUUGGGGCAGGCAGCUUGGUCAAAGUUCAUCUCAUCAAAAGUGUAUUCCUGGGAUGUAAUGUUCGGGCACGUUGUCUCUGGACGCUCUUUUCCAGGCUACGAAGACGUUAUUGGACCCAUGUUGAACACUAUACCGUGUCGUGUUCGUAUCAGCGAAACCACGACAAAUAGGGACUUAUUGCGUUCUAUCCAUGCAAAUAACUUGGCUGCGUUAGAGUGGCAACACGCUUCACUUCGUGACAUACAAUCCGAGACGGGGCUCUUUGAACUAUGGGACAGCAUAUUUGUGUUUCAACCUCUAAAGUCUAAAUCUUCAAGUCCUUUGUGGAGUUUGCUCAAUCCAGACGAGUCUGAAGCCAAUAUCCAGUAUCCAUUGAACUGCGAGUUUCACGAAAUGGAUGAUGGAUUUUCUGUGACGUUGGCUUGCCUGUCAAAUAUCAUGGAUCCGGAGUCUUUGGAUCAUGAAAUUUCGCGGCUUGAGGCCUUCCUCAGUACUAUUAUCUCCCAACCGAAUGCGAAGGCCGUCGCAGAUCUUCCCUUUGACAGCAGAAAACUUCCCCUCCAUAGCGAUGUGUCGACCGCCAGCAUCGCACCCCGCAGAGGAAUAGACCAUUUACCUCCUGCGUUAGUCAACGUCCUAACUUCUGUCGCCAAAUGCUCUGUCGACAAGCUGGACCCGGACAGACCAAUUGCAGCUAUUGGGAUUGACUCGAUCACAGCGAUUCAGCUCAGUGCAAAAUGUAGGGAAGCAGGAAUCGCGUUGAGCAUUGCGGAUAUUAUCGCUUGCCGUACAAUCGGUGAUUUGGCUGCCAGGGUAGUCGAAGUGGAAACACAGCCAAAGACCCAUCCACCGCAACUGGAUUAUUUAGCCCCUGAGAUCGAUUUCCAAGCUUUCGCUGACAGAUUCCCAUCCGACCGGCGCGGAGACCUCACGAUUACUCGGGCAACUUCUGGCAUGAAAUGGCUUAUCUGCGCUUGGCAAAGAAGUCAUUAUGCGCGAUUUCAACAUGUGUUCGUCUGGAGAAUGACCCAGAAAAUCGAUCCUGAACGACUACAUAGCUCGUGGACAGAGUUCAUUUCCCGACAUCCCAUUCUCAGGUCAACAUUCGUCUCCACAAAGUCUCAUUCGGACGUCCAUAUAGCGACCUUCAGUACCGACAAAAUGGAAAGCUCAUUUGCCGUUGAGCCAUUCGAUGAUUCGGCCGACAACACGGACAACCUGCAGGCGCGGAUGAACAUGAUCAUCUCUCACCCACCUCCAACUGAUGGACCUCAGGCCUACGGACUGCUUUUGAAUGGCUUGCACAACCAAUAUUUAUUGAUUAGAAUGCAUCAUUUCCAAUACGAUGCAUGGAGUCUUGCCCUUUUGAUCGAGGACCUCUCCCACAUCUACCUUGGACAACCUUCGUCGAUCACGUCAGAUUAUGAAGCGUUCAUGUCAACGUUUGCACCAACGCCAGAAAAUCUCCAGAAGCAGGAAGAUUAUUGGCGGUCCACCUUCUCACCCUCUUUCCGGCCGGCAUAUUUUCCCCAGCUCAAACCUCUCGCAGUUCGGGAUGAGAUCAUCCCUCGAACUAUCGUUAUCGCGAAGGAUGUGGUGCAUGGGGCAUCCACCCUUGAACAGCGCGCUCAGGUGCAUGGCGUGUCGCUACAGAGCGUUUUGCUGGCAUGCUGGGCAUACAUCCAAUCUUCCUAUAUGUCGCCAGAGCAAGUGACAUUUGGAUUAUGGCACGCAGGUCGAACAGGGCCUGUCAAUGAUAUUGACAGAUUGGCUUUCCCAUGCAUGAACGUGCUGCCAAUGCACACUCGUCUCGGAAGCAACAGCAUCAUAGAUGUUGCUCGUAGCAUUCAAGACGACCUACGGUUGCGCACUCCUGUCGUCCAGCAGACGGAUCUUCAAAUGAUUGACAAGUGGAUAGGAGGCACGGGUGCACCAUUGUGCAAUGUGUUUGUCAACUUGAUUAGGCCCUUGGCAUCAGACGAUGAGGAGGCCGGACUGUUCGGAUCAGUAGAUAUCGCCUACACGGUACCGGAAGACGUCUCAGAAUCCGAUCCGAAAACUGUCGACUGGAUCCCUACGUCGAAUCUUAUACAGGACGAUGUUAUGGUUGAAAUUAUUGUACACCCUUUGGAGGAUACAAUAACGAUGUCGAUCGAGAGUGCCCCAGCUAUCAUGGACACGCAACUCGCCAGGAAAGUUAUUGAUUACUGGUCAGAGAUAGUUGGAGGCCAUUGGGAGAGUGCUCCUGUCAACAUGAGGACUAUAUCAAUGUAAUGGACAGUACCCAAGU